Vombatus ursinus (common wombat) is the source of this 4132-nucleotide messenger RNA. It is a transcript of the gene FAM120B, whose product is annotated as family with sequence similarity 120B. Gene Ontology annotation, cellular component: nucleus. The record is from RefSeq and is a predicted model, not a curated record. Lineage: Eukaryota; Metazoa; Chordata; Mammalia; Diprotodontia; Vombatidae. The transcript has 11 exons. The coding region runs from base 101 to 2239 and encodes 712 amino acids.
AGGAAGCAAACUCAGAAGGUUUAAGUAACAAUCUAAGGUUACACAGCUAGUAAGUUUCAGAGCCAGGACUCAAACUCCGAUUUUGUAACUCCAAAUGUAGAUGCUACUGCUAUAUUUCCCAAAAAUUAAUAUCACGACUUCAACAAUGGGUGUGAGAGGUUUACAUGGAUUUGUGGCUAAUGCCUGUCCCAGUGUAUGUACAGUAGUAAAUUUGAAAGAAAUGGCAGAAAAAUACCAAAUUCACCAACCUGGAUGCAUUCCUGUAAUUGUUGUUGAUGCCAUGUGUUGUCUUAGACAUUGGUAUACACCAGAAUCUUGGGUUUGUGGUGGCCAGUGGCUGGAAUACCUUUCUGUCUUAGAAGAUUUCAUUAAAGCUUUUACUACAGCAGGCAUCAAAUUGGUAUUCUUCUUUGAUGGUGUGGUAGAGCAGAAAAAGAGACAUGAAUGGGUGAAACGGAGACUCAGGAACAACAAGGAGAUAUCUAGAAUCUUUCAGUUCAUGAAGACCCAUAGGCGGCAACCAGGCAGAGAUAUGUUCUUCAUUCCCUCGGGGCUGGCCACAUUUACACGUUUUGCUUUAAAGUCUCUGGGUCAGGAAACUGUGUGUUCAUUACAAGAGGCAGACUAUGAAGUGGCUUCUUAUGGUCUCCAAAAUAACUGCCUGGGAAUUCUUGGAGAAGAUACCGACUAUCUCAUCUUUAAUACGUGCCCUUACUUUUCUAUUAGUAAGCUCCACCUUGACUGUCUUGUUACUGUUAUGUUCUCAAGAGAGAACCUUUGCCAUAGCCUGGGUCUCAAUGUAACAGAUCUUCCUCUCUUGGCCUGCCUACUGGGCAAUGAUACAGUUCCAGAAGGCAUGUUGGAAAGUUUUCGGCAAAAAUGCCUGUCUGGUUAUUCCUCUGCUAAACAGAACAACGACAAGAGAACUAACACAAUUCUUGCUGUGGCAGACUACAUAACUAGAGUACUCCACUUGCAGCAGGGGUUGAAAGACCUGGAAGAGAUGUUACCUUUGGGACGAAAUAAAACUGUGUUUUGUAGAGGGGUGGCAUCCUAUCUCCUUCCAGGGCAACAAUCCCCCUGGCUUCUCCAGAUACCCAGCUUGGAAACAUCAGACAAGCAAGAAGUAAUCAUGUGGUCAGACCCAGAGAUUUUGCAGGUAGCUAAGGAACACCAUGUCCAAGCUGAAAGCUACCUGGUCUACAAUAUCCUAAGCAGUGGAGAAAUUGAAUGCAGCAACACAUUGGAAGAUGAAUUUGACCCAGAACUCCCUGGCCAAGCACUUAUUUUCCGUCCUGCUCGGCAACAUAUUUACUCACUCUUGUUGGAAGACAGUAAAGAUGCUUGCAGAUCCUGUCCCAUAGUAAAGGAGUGGUUUGUAUACUUUGGGAAUCAGCUGAAGCAGCCAGAACUGGUACAGCCCAUAAAACUGGACAUCCCAGGUGGAAUACCUAGUUUGAGAACAUUGUGGCUGAGCCAAGAUGCAGAGGUACAAGCCCAGCGUUAUAGCACCUUCCUGGCCUGCUUUCACCUUUGGAAUGAAAGAGAAGAACUUCAGGCUCUUGAAAACUCUCUUGCAGCCCUGUGCUGUCUCUUGAUCUACCUCCUUUGGCAGGUGGAUGCUUUCUCCCUGGAGGACUUAAAUGCUUUUAUUGCUCAGACUUUGUGCCUCCGAGGAAAAUCAGCUGCUCAACUCUCAGGCUUACAGCUUACCCAUGUUGACUCCAGAGCUGUGCAGCUUGGCUCUCUCUUCAUCCGGGGCCUGACCACUUUGAUUCUGGCCAACAGUGCCUGUGGGUUUCCAUUCAGAAUGGAUGACUUGAUGGCUUGGAAGAUGUUUGAUGGGAAACUUUUUCAGCAGAAGUAUCAGCAGUCACACAGAGGCUGUUCUGUGGAGGAACUUCUAGAAGGCAAUAAAUAUUGGCUGACUGAGUUCCAGAACCUAAAAUCGCUCAUUUGCAAGGCCUGCAUGAAGAACAACCGAGUUCUUCAAAGCCGACAGCGAGGGAAUGAAUUCAUCAGAGAGUCAGAAAGCAGAAGAUGGGGCUCCAGUUUCCAGAGAUCACAUCAGCCUCGUUUUUCAUCUUUGUUUCAUAAUCCCAACCAAGGACACCAAUGGAGAGGCCUUGGGCCUUACACUUCUAGAUUUGAAACUGGCCCUUCAGGUAGAAGAUAUAGGUCAGAAGAGCAAAGCCAGAAGAGAAGAGGAUUCCAGCACACUCUCAGAUGGCCCAGAUGACACCGUAAUGCUGCUGGGAUGGAGCAGAAACCUUUUUACAGAUGAAGAAAACAUUUUAAAACUUGGAAAUUGAGCAAAAAGAAAUAUAUCUGUUUAAUUCUAUUGCCUAUCAGCCAAGUCAAAAAAAUUUAUUUAGGAAAGAUAGCGUUCACUUAAAAAUACCAUUAUAUUUAUAUAGUGUCUUCUCUGUUAUAAUUUGUCAGCCAUCGCCAUUAAGUAAAAGUGUACAAAAAUAGUUUUUUUCUUUUUUUUAAGCAAGCAAGAUAUGACAAAAAAUGAAAGGAAGUGACUAGUUUAUCCUUUUGGAUUUGGGGUGAGAUUUCAAAUUAAACUUCACAUUAAAAGCCCCUUUCCUCCUGUGUGUCAUUUCUGUGUGGUGAAACAUCUGGACAGACGGGCUUAGCCACUGCUUCCUCUGUAGUGGUAGAGCAAAAGAGUGAUAAUUCCAAAUGUUCUUGAUCACCUUCAGAAGUGUUUAUAACAAUGUGGGAAUGAUCUGUGAUUUACAGUCAAGUAUAACUUAGUAAAUCCUAGGGAGCUGCUUGAGGCAAGUUAGAUAAAGUGACUUGCCUAGGAUCACCCAGCUACUAAGUGCCAGAAGCAGAUUUUAAACCCACAUCCACUUGAAUCCUAGCCAAACCCUGUAUCCUAUAACACUCUGUUGCUGAGAAGUGUUUGAAAGCAAUAACAAAUAGGAAUUUAUCUGAAAAGUGAAAGUAUUGACUCUAAGGUCAAGUGUAAAUGGCAUGAAAAUGUGAGUAGAAAGUUUUAAAAAGCAAGAUUAGUAAAGAAUUAUUUGUGAGUGUGAUGCUAAAGUCAUCUAUCAAUCACGCCUACUACAUGUCCAGAAUUGUGCUGUAUGUCAUGGGAGAUAGAAUUAAAGUAAAAGGCAUGACUUCUGCUCUCAAGAAGCAUACAAUUUAGUUGAAGGACAGGAGGAAUCUAAUACUAACAAAACAACAAUUAGGUGAGUAUAUAUAAUUAAGUGAUGUGUUAUCUGGAAUUUAUCUUAAGUGUUAACAUGAAUUCUGAGAAGGGAAAGUUCAUUGUAAAUUGGGAGUAGUCAGGGAAAGUAUUCUCAUAUAUGAUAGAAAUUUUCACUUUCCAUGGACAUGUUUUCUCUUUGAAGCAACAGAACUUAAAAUAAGCUCUAGAGUUGUGCUUACUGUGAGGGGAGCUAAGCUUCUCUGUGUGCUCAUGGAAGAUUGAAGGCACAGCAAAGAAGGAAGGGGAAAAUAGGAUCAAAAAAGGGAGUGGAAGAAGGAGGAAAGAAGGGCAAAGUGAAAAAGAGGGAGGAAAAAAGAGAAAGAAUCUCUAAUACAUCAGGUGCUCCCUGGUAACCUUUAUGUUGAAAGUUGCCUCCCAUUGGCCUAAAAAUUAUAUGUUGAUAUGACUGAUGGACUUUUAAAACUACAUUCCCAUAUUAACACAAUUAAAGAUAAAUAAUCUUCAUAAUCCAGCCUGUGAAUACUCCAUGCAAAUUGUACACUUAUUUUUAACCGGGCUACAAUCAGAUCUUUCCUUCUGCUUCAAUUCUUAAGCAGCCCUACAGAGAUCAUGGAUUUAGAACUGAAAGAGGCCUUAAAAGAUCAUUGUGUUCAAUAUUACACAUGACAAAUCACAGUGUUUUUUGACAAUUUUUUAUCUGAUACUUUUGUUCCAUUAGUCCCAAUAAUUUUUUUUUUACAAAGUAACUGCAAAAAGAUCUUUUUAAGGUACUGAGCAAUGAUAGAUAAGUUAAAAGAGUACUUUCUGACAGAACCUAUGAUAAUCAUCAUUAAUGAUGAAGUAUGUUUCAUAUCUCUCAGAGAGUGGUGCCAGAAAUGAUUUUGUCAAUCAAUUUUAUGUAACUGUUUGUGGUAUGUCAGGAAAUUACUUAUGUAAAAAACAAAA